GGCGACGCCAGCGCCGCCCGUAAUAAUUUAAUCGGCCGAUCACAAUCGUCACAACUCACGAUCCGCAUUCCGACGGUUCCUCGACGAAGUACGAACUCGCUGACUUCAUUAUUCGUUUUGUCGGCGUCCGUUUAGCACGCACACUUUGCCCGCCACGCACGGACCACUGACUUUUCUUUGUCGAUUUUCGCGCAACUACAACCGCAGAAAAAUGGUGUUAGUACUUGAACAACCUGCCCCAAAAUUCAAGGGUACUGCUGUCGUCAAUGGAGAGUUUAAAGACAUUUCAUUAGAAUCAUUCAAAGGAAAAUAUGUUGUUUUAUUUUUCUAUCCAUUGGACUUUACUUUUGUGUGCCCGACUGAAAUAAUUGCAUUCUCUGAUCGUGCUAAUGAGUUUGCGGCUAUCAAUUGUCAGUUAAUCGCAGCCUCUUGCGAUAGUCACUUCAGUCAUUUGGCUUGGGUAAACACUCCCCGUAAUGAAGGUGGUUUAGGCAAAAUGCAAAUUCCUUUGUUGGCUGAUAAGUCUGCUGCUAUUGCCAAGGACUAUCAAGUUUAUAAUGAAGCUACUGGAAUACCAUACCGUGGAUUGUUUAUCAUUGAUGAUAAAGGAAACUUGAGACAAAUUACAAUCAACGAUUUGCCUGUUGGACGAUCUGUCGAUGAAACUUUGCGUCUUGUUCAAGCAUUCCAAUACACUGAUGAACAUGGAGAAGUUUGCCCAGCCAACUGGAAACCAGGUAGCAAGACCAUUAACCCAUCAAAAUCCAAGGACUACUUCAAAACUGUUGAAUAAAUAUAUCACGUAUUAAAAGAUAAUACUGUUUCUUUUUACUAAUGAAUUAUUUUUAUAAUUAUCUUAUUUAGAUUAAUUUGUUUAUACAACAAAAGUUAAAUUAAUGGGAAUAAGGUAUUACACUUUUUUUUUUAAUUAGCAGUUCCACGCAUAAGUGAUUAAUUUUUUUUGUAUCCAGAUUUUUAUUUAUUGCCAUAUAAAUUCAAUUUAAUUAAAAAAAAAACCUUAAUUAAAUAAAAGAUUUACCGUUAUA
Messenger RNA from Aphis gossypii (cotton aphid), 1046 nucleotides. RefSeq names its product peroxiredoxin 1. Lineage: Eukaryota; Metazoa; Arthropoda; Insecta; Hemiptera; Aphididae. Gene Ontology annotation, molecular function: thioredoxin peroxidase activity. Gene Ontology annotation, cellular component: cytosol. Gene Ontology annotation, biological process: hydrogen peroxide catabolic process; removal of superoxide radicals; cell redox homeostasis. The record is from RefSeq and is a predicted model, not a curated record. The transcript is spliced from 4 exons. Bases 212 to 793 code for a protein of 193 amino acids.